CAAUGUAAAGGAAAGACUUUAUUUCAAAAGAAUUUGCAGUGUCAAACAUGUUCAGGGAUGAUUUGCGAUCAUUCGCAAAUGAGAAGUUGUCCAGGACUACUGCCUCUCUGCCAAUAUGGGCUAUCAGUGGAUGGCAGUACAUUGAAGUUUCAAAGAUCCUGCAGCACAUACAACAACUGCCUUGAAGCUUUCAGAAACAAUUCCCUUACAUGCAAAAAUUGGUCCAAUGGCACUGCUUGUGUUGCUUGUUGCAGAGACAACUUAUGCAAUAAGAAUGAUUUCCCUGGUUGGACGCAUUCCUUUGAACUUCAUCUGAUUUUUACCGUGGACGCAUAUUCGACUUUUAAGAAGUUAACUGAAAAUGUAAACACCACAGAAAACGUAUCUAGAGCUGUGGAACACGAGUUAUUAACCUUGACAGGAGUAUUUAAAGUUGAAUAUUGUAGCUCGGAGAAAAGCUCAGUGGUGUUUACUAUUUACUGUACAGUCCUCAUUGGAACUAAAGAUCGAGUUUUGCAAAAUCUUUACAAAAUUUUGAAUACAUCCCAAACAUUGCGUUACUCGGGAAUAAACCAGUUAAGGUGA
Messenger RNA from Octopus sinensis (East Asian common octopus), 585 nucleotides. RefSeq lists its product as uncharacterized. The transcript has 6 exons. Bases 58 to 585 code for a protein of 175 amino acids. NCBI's taxonomy places the organism in Eukaryota, Metazoa, Mollusca, Cephalopoda, Octopoda, Octopodidae. The record is from RefSeq and is a predicted model, not a curated record.